CCAAUCCACGACCGCGUACCACCUCCUCACCCGUAUGCUGCAUAUAAAGUAGGUGCCAACCCCACGGCAAUUUCGUUACAGAGAGCUCCAUCGCUGUUUCAUCCAGAGCCCCGCCAAUAUCUCCAAAAUUCUCCACGGUCAGGGAAAAGAGUGGUGCUAGAGAGAUGGAUGCCCGCGAUCUGCAGACCAUGAUCCUCAAGACGGCGGUGCCCCUGAUGGCCAUGGUGCUGCUGGUCACGGCGUCGACUGUCUCCAUGGCGCCGUACGACUGUGCCUGCGCCUACCUUCGCGCGUGCUUCGGCAGCAACUACUUCCUGAUGAUCGGCGAGCUCUGCCAGAUCAACCUGGCCCGUCUUCUGGCGAAGGAGGCCGUUCUGGCGCCGACGCUGGCGGCCCGGCGCUACUACACGGUGGGCGCCGUCGCGUGCUUCAUGGAGCUCGCGCUCAAGCUCUACAUGAUCCUGGUGCUGUGCCCCUAGGCGUGUGGAUGUGCCUGCCCAAGGAUCGAAGAUGGAUACUUUUGGAGUCUGAAGAUGCGCCGUUUUGUUCAGUUAUUAUUACUACUACUCUGCUAAGUUUACAAGUUUGGAAGGGGCAUGUCGUAUGGAGUUUUAGUUUCAAUUCAACUUGCCUGUCUAGAGAUGUUCGUCCUUGGGUUUUGUUGUCUUGUUCCGUUGGGGUUUAGACUGUCUGCCUGUUUGUAGCAGCAGCUUCAGAGUUUAGACUGUCUGUAUGAACUUGGACGGGAUUGCAGCUUCGGAGUUUAGACUGUCUGUAUGAACUUGGACGGGAUUUGAA
Triticum urartu is the source of this 798-nucleotide messenger RNA. RefSeq lists its product as uncharacterized. The record is from RefSeq and is a predicted model, not a curated record. NCBI's taxonomy places the organism in Eukaryota, Viridiplantae, Streptophyta, Magnoliopsida, Poales, Poaceae.